Mycotypha africana is the source of this 177-nucleotide messenger RNA. RefSeq lists its product as uncharacterized. The transcript has a single exon. The record is from RefSeq and is a predicted model, not a curated record. Lineage: Eukaryota; Fungi; Mucoromycota; Mucoromycetes; Mucorales; Mycotyphaceae. Bases 1 to 177 code for a protein of 58 amino acids.
AUGAGUUCAGCUUCCAGGGAAGCGUCUUCGGCUUGUCCAAUGCAAUUAGAAAAGCCAAAAAAUGAUGACAUUCAUAUAAACGAGGCCAACGUGAAGGGUGAUUAUGUGCGUUAUACCGUCCAGGAUAAGGUUAGAUUUCCUGAUAGUAUUUUUGAGAGCUGUAAAAACGUAGGCUAA